AUGUUUCUAUUUUAUCUAACACUCCUGAUCCUGGCCUACUCCGUGGAGCAGUCCACGGCUCACGGUCCCGCCACUGCUCUGAGCUUUGGCAACGAUCUCCAGAGCUACAUGAUGCUGCAACUGGACAUGGAACCGGUAAAGGAAGCCAUUUCGGUCUGUUCAUGGAUCAACAAGAAAACAGCUGAUAGUGUCCAUGAUGCCUGGUUCACGUACAAUGCACCUUCCAAGAUUAAUGAAAUCUUAAUUGCAGGCAAGAUAUGCGGCUGGGCUAUCAUGAACAAAGAUCAUAUAGCUAACAACCAGGCCGUUCCUUCAAAUGAAUGGCACCACGUCUGCAUAACUUGGGGGUAUGAGACUAAGACCAGGGUACUAUAUUUUGAUGGGCAGGCAAUAGCACAGGAAGCGUCUGGUAACGUAAAACUGACCAUGGGAGGAACAAUAGCUAUAGGACAGUACCACAAGACAGCAACAAUGGAGGCUUCAUUCCACAACCACGUGUUUGGAGGUGAACUCCUAAAACUAAACGUCUACAAGAGGCAACUGGAAGCUGAGGAAGUAGGAAAAAUGUUCUCAUCGGGAAUGUGCUCAGACUUCGAGGAUUCUCUUGUGGUGGGAGACCAUCCUCUACGCUACUGA
Messenger RNA from Bolinopsis microptera, 636 nucleotides. Its product is annotated as neuronal pentraxin-2-like. NCBI's taxonomy places the organism in Eukaryota, Metazoa, Ctenophora, Tentaculata, Lobata, Bolinopsidae. The transcript has a single exon. Bases 1 to 636 code for a protein of 211 amino acids. The record is from RefSeq and is a predicted model, not a curated record.